Molecule: messenger RNA, 5725 nt
Organism: Gambusia affinis (western mosquitofish)
Lineage: Eukaryota; Metazoa; Chordata; Actinopteri; Cyprinodontiformes; Poeciliidae
Gene: smarca4a
Product: SWI/SNF related, matrix associated, actin dependent regulator of chromatin, subfamily a, member 4a
Exons: 34
Coding region: 205-5091 (1628 amino acids)
Biological process (GO): positive regulation of transcription by RNA polymerase II
Cellular component (GO): nucleus
Molecular function (GO): histone binding; transcription factor binding; DNA binding
Source: RefSeq, a predicted model, not a curated record
CGCUGUUGAGUCGUACAGCAACGCUCAGAAAGACUGAGACGGGAGGGGGGGGGUUGUAGGAAAAAAACCAACCGGGUAGGUCGCUCUUUGUUUCUGGUUAGGGGGAAAACCAAAAGGCGCUGCCUCCGGUCAGAACCCAAAUAUCAACAUUCAAACUCUCGUGGGUACAAAUUUCCGCUGUGCGUUUCCAGCUCCUCUUGAGAGAUGUCGACCCCCGACCCACCGAUGGGAGGGACGCCGCGGCCCGGUCCCUCCCCGGGCCCGGGACCAUCUCCAGGAGGCAUGAUGGGCCCCAGCCCCGGGCCCUCGCCGGGCUCGGCCCACAGCAUGAUGGGGCCCAGCCCGGGGCCGCCCGGCUCCGGCCACCCUCACCCCCCACAGGGACCCUCAGGAUAUCCUCAGGACAACAUGCACCAGAUGCACAAACCAAUGGACCCCAUGCACGAUAAGGGGAUGCCUGAUGACCCUCGCUAUGGUCAAAUGAAGGGUAUGGGCAUGAGGCCUGGUGGACACAGCGGUAUGGGACCGCCCCCCAGCCCAAUGGACCAACAUUCCCAGGGAUACCCCUCUCCGUUGGGCGGCUCGGAGCACGCACCCAGCCCCGUCCCGGCCAACGGUCCCCCCUCCGGAGCCGGUCCCAUGGAGGGCAGCGGGGACCCCGCUCAGAGCAUGGGCCAACCCAACCGGGCCGGGCCCCCGGGUCCCAGUGGGCCGCCGGGGCCGGGGGUCGGACCGGGCGCCGCCGGCGGAUCCACCCCUUUCAACCAGAACCAGCUGCACCAACUCAGGGCCCAAAUUAUGGCUUAUAAGAUGCUGGCGCGCAAUCACCCGAUCCCAGAGCACCUGCAGCUGGCCGUGCAGGGCAAGAGGCCCAUGCCUGGGAUGCAGCAGCAGCAGCCGCCCCCCAUGCCCAACAUGCCGCCCUCUGCCGGGCCUGGGGGUGGCCCACCUGCGGGACCAGGACCGGGACCAGGACCGGGACCAGCUCAGACCAACUACAACAGACCUCAUGGGAUGGUAGGUCCCAACAUGGCGCCACCCGGACCCGCAGGAGUUCCUCCUGCUAUGCAAGGCCAGCCUGCCAACGGACCACCCAAAUCAUGGCCUGAAGGACCAAUGGUGAACGCCGCUGCCCCAUCCAAUCCUCCCCAGAAGUUGAUUCCCCCCCAGCCCACCGGCAGACCCUCACCCGCCCCGCCCUCCGUGCCUCCAGCUGCCUCCCCGGUGAUGCCCCCGCAGACGCAGUCGCCGGGGCAACCUGCGCAGCUCCCUCCCAUGAUGCUGCACCAGAAGCAGAACCGCAUCACCCCUAUCCAGAAGCCCCACGGGCUGGACCCGGUGGAGAUCCUCCAGGAGAGAGAGUACAGGCUACAAGCUCGUAUUGUUCACCGCAUCCAGGAGCUGGAGCAUCUGCCUGGCUCGCUUGCCGGUGAUCUGAGGACAAAGGCCACCAUCGAGCUCAAGGCUCUGAGGCUGCUUACGUUCCAGAGACAGCUGCGUCAAGAGGUGGUGGCUUGCAUGCGUCGGGACACGGCCUUGGAAACCGCCCUGAACGCCAAAGCCUACAAGCGCAGCAAGCGUCAGUCUCUACGAGAGGCCCGGAUCACAGAGAAGCUGGAGAAACAGCAGAAGAUCGAACAAGAGCGAAAACGUCGCCAGAAACACCAGGAAUACCUCAACAGCAUCCUCCAGCAUGCCAAGGACUUUAAAGAAUACCACCGCUCCAUCACAGCCAAGAUCCAGAAGGCCACCAAGGCUGUGACUACCUAUCACGCCAACACCGAGCGUGAGCAGAAGAAGGAGAACGAGCGCAUCGAAAAGGAGAGAAUGCGGAGGCUGAUGGCUGAGGAUGAGGAGGGCUACCGGAAGCUCAUCGACCAGAAGAAGGACAAACGCCUGGCCUACCUGCUGCAGCAGACCGACGAGUACGUGGCCAACCUCACGGAGUUGGUGCGCGCCCACAAGGCGGCACAAGCUCUCAAGGAGAAGAAAAAGAAGAAGAAAAAGAAGAAGCCAGACGCCAAUGAAGGCGGUGCGCCUGCUAUGGGGCCUGAUGGAGAGCCUCUAGACGAAACCAGUCAGAUGAGCGACCUGCCAGUGAAGGUCAUCCACGUGGACAGCGGGAAGAUCCUGACAGGCGUCGAUGCACCCAAGGCUGGCCAGUUGGAAGCCUGGUUGGAAAUGAACCCUGGCUACGAAGUGGCGCCGCGUUCAGACAGCGAGGACAGCGGUUCAGAAGACGAAGAGGAGGAAGAUGAGGACGACGCAGAGGACCAGCCUCAGCCCACGACAGCUCCAACUGAGGAGAAGAAGAAGAUUCCAGACCCCGACAGCGAAGACGUUUCGGAAGUUGACGUCCAGCACAUCAUAGAGCACGCCAAGCAGGACGUCGACGACGAAUACGGCAGCGCCAGCUUCAACCGAGGCCUGCAGUCGUACUACGCCGUGGCGCACGCCGUCACCGAGAAAGUGGACAAGCAGUCCUCUCUGAUGGUCAACGGGAUGCUCAAGCAGUACCAGAUUAAAGGUCUGGAGUGGCUGGUGUCACUUUACAACAACAACCUGAACGGCAUCCUGGCCGACGAGAUGGGCCUGGGGAAGACCAUCCAGACCAUCGCCCUCAUCACGUACCUCAUGGAGCUCAAGCGCAUCAACGGGCCCUUCCUCAUCAUCGUACCGCUCUCGACUUUAUCGAACUGGGUGUACGAGUUUGACAAAUGGGCCCCGUCAGUGGUGAAAGUCUCCUACAAGGGCUCCCCACAGGCUCGCCGCGCGUUUGUUCCCAUCCUGCGAAGCGGGAAGUUCAACGUGCUGCUCACCACGUACGAGUACAUCAUCAAAGACAAGCAGAUCUUAGCCAAGAUCCGCUGGAAGUACAUGAUCGUGGACGAGGGCCACCGCAUGAAGAACCACCACUGCAAGCUGACGCAGGUGCUGAACACGCACUACCUGGCGCCGCGGCGCCUCCUGCUGACGGGGACGCCGCUGCAGAACAAGCUGCCCGAGCUCUGGGCCCUGCUCAACUUCCUGCUGCCCACCAUCUUCAAGAGCUGCAGCACCUUCGAGCAGUGGUUCAACGCUCCGUUCGCCAUGACCGGGGAAAAGGUGGACCUGAACGAAGAGGAGACCAUCCUGAUCAUCCGACGUCUGCACAAGGUGCUCCGCCCGUUCCUGCUGCGCCGGCUUAAGAAAGAGGUGGAGGCCCAGCUGCCGGAGAAGGUGGAGUACGUGAUCAAGUGCGACAUGUCGGCUCUGCAGAGAGUUCUGUACCGCCACAUGCAGGCCAAAGGCGUCCUGCUGACCGACGGCUCGGAAAAAGACAAGAAGGGUAAAGGCGGGACGAAGACCCUGAUGAACACCAUCAUGCAGCUGAGGAAGAUUUGCAACCACCCCUACAUGUUCCAGCACAUCGAGGAGUCCUUUUCCGAGCAUCUCGGCUUUUCCGGAGGAAUCGUGACUGGCCCUGAUCUGUACCGUGCCUCGGGCAAGUUCGAGCUGCUGGAUCGCAUCCUGCCCAAGCUGAGAGCCACCAAACACAAAGUGCUGCUUUUCUGCCAGAUGACGUCGCUCAUGACCAUCAUGGAGGACUACUUCGCUUACCGCAAUUUCAAAUACCUGCGUUUGGAUGGAACCACCAAAGCAGAAGACCGCGGCAUGUUGCUGAAAACCUUCAACGACCCGGCCUCAGAGUACUUUGUGUUCUUGCUGAGCACCAGGGCAGGAGGCCUGGGGCUGAACCUGCAGUCUGCCGACACCGUCAUCAUCUUCGACAGCGACUGGAACCCUCACCAGGAUCUUCAGGCUCAAGACAGAGCGCACCGCAUCGGGCAACAAAACGAGGUGCGCGUGCUCCGCCUUUGCACCGUCAACAGUGUGGAGGAAAAGAUCCUGGCGGCGGCCAAGUACAAGCUGAACGUGGACCAGAAGGUCAUCCAAGCCGGCAUGUUCGACCAGAAAUCCUCUGGCUACGAGCGGCGAGCCUUUCUGCAGGCCAUCCUGGAGCACGAGGAGCAGGACGAGGAGGAGGACGAGGUGCCAGACGAUGAGACCGUCAAUCAGAUGAUUGCAAGAAGUGAAGAAGAGUUUGAGCUUUUCAUGCGAAUGGACCUGGACAGGCGCCGCGAGGACGCCCGCAACCCCAAGAGGAAGCCGCGCCUGAUGGAGGAGGACGACAUGCCAGGCUGGAUCUUGAAGGACGACGCCGAGGUGGAGAGGCUGACCUGCGAGGAGGAGGAGGAGAAGAUGUUCGGCCGCGGCUCUCGUCAGCGCAAAGAGGUGGACUACAGCGACUCGCUGACCGAGAAGCAGUGGCUCAAGGCCAUAGAAGAAGGAAACCUGGAGGACAUAGAGGAGGAGGUGCGGCACAAAAAGACGACCAGGAAACGGAAGAGAGAGCGCGACCACGACGGCAGUCCGGCCACGCCCAGCUCCAGCCACCGCGGGCGGGACAAGGACGACAGCGGGAAGAAGGCCAAGAAACGCGGCCGGCCGCCGGCGGAGAAGCUCUCCCCCAACCCGCCGUCCCUCACCAAGAAGAUGAAGAAGAUCGUCGACGCCGUCGUCAAAUACAAAGACGGUAAUGGCCGCCAGCUGAGCGAGGUCUUCAUCCAGCUGCCGUCUCGUAAGGAGCUGCCGGAGUACUACGAGCUGAUCCGCAAACCGGUGGACUUCAAGAAGAUCAAGGAGCGGAUCCGCAGUCACAAGUACCGCAACCUCAACGACCUGGAGAAGGACGUGAUGCUGCUGUGUCAGAACGCCCAGACCUUUAACUUGGAGGGCUCUCUGAUCUACGAGGACUCCAUCGUGCUCCAGUCUGUCUUCACCAGCGUGAGGCAGAAGAUCGAGAAGGACGACGAGAGCGAGGGAGAGGAGAGCGAGGAGGAAGAGGAGGAGAUGGACGAAGGCUCCGAGUCUGAAUCUCGAUCGGUGAAGGUGAAGAUCAAGCUGAGCCGGAAGGACAAGGGCGACCGAGGGGGCAAAGGUCAGAGGCGGAGGGGCCGCGGCUCCCGGGCCAAACCCGUCGUCAGCGACGACGACAGCGAGGACGACCAGGAGGAGGAGCGUUCAGCCAGUGGCAGUGAGGAUGAUUGAAGCGAACCCCGUCGCUUCACUUGACUUUAUAUUUCACUAGACGCUGCAAGGAGGCGGCCAGAGGAGAGAACUAGUUUUACCUAGACGGGCUGAUUUUUAGUGUCACAGUCAGCAUUUAAGUACACCAUUAAUUAAAAAAAAAUAUGAACGCUAUGAACCAUCUAUUUCAUAUUUAAACCAUAUCCAAUAAUGAAUGGUAGUGUCUUCUUUUUUUUUUUUUUUCCCCUUUUCCUGUAAGUGGAACCUUGACAGAGCCUGAGUCAUCAUGGACAGAUCGUGGACAAACAAACCAGCUGUGGUUUUGUUGUUAAUUCUUCCGUUUUUUUUAUUAUUAUUAAUUUUUUUUAAAAUUAGAAUUCAAAGUGACAUAAAUUUUUUGUCGUCGUCUUUGUCCAGACAAAGCGUACUGCAUUCCUUCAAAGUCCCUUUUGGAUGCAUGUUUGUGGAAAUGCGCCUGGAUGUUUUCGUCACUGUGUUUAAUUUAAUGACGAGGACAGGAACGCGGUACGUCCCGCCGCCGCCGCCGCCUCCCGCUCAGGUCACAUUCAGUAAAGGGGAGAGCGGGUUGGGGGGGACAGGACCCGUUUCUCGUGUCACUGGAUUCCAUAAAGUACAAUAAAGACGUCUCAAUUCA